Messenger RNA from Trichosurus vulpecula (common brushtail), 5669 nucleotides. It is a transcript of the gene RIPK1, whose product is annotated as receptor interacting serine/threonine kinase 1. Lineage: Eukaryota; Metazoa; Chordata; Mammalia; Diprotodontia; Phalangeridae. Gene Ontology annotation, molecular function: JUN kinase kinase kinase activity; ATP binding; protein binding. The transcript has 13 exons. The coding region runs from base 348 to 2525 and encodes 725 amino acids. Gene Ontology annotation, biological process: protein phosphorylation; signal transduction. The record is from RefSeq and is a predicted model, not a curated record.
GCGCACAAUCCCGCGCCGCUGUGGCCUUCCUGAUCUGGACCGGGACUCCUCAGAGGCGGCUGGUCACCUGAUAGAACCCGACAGCCCUCGAGGUCCGUCCCGGUCCUUCUGCUUAGACGGCUGCGUGCCUCUUUCCUGGAAGCCGGGGUGAAGCAGGGCUCUGUGGGCAAGUUGUGGUCUUGGUUCGAUGCACCGGAGGGGCGGCCCGUAGUCUAAUCUGGGAGGUCGGGGCGGAAAGGCUUCGUUGAGCGCUCCAGCCGUGAACUUGACCUUCCGCGAGGGACUGACUCUGAGAAUGCCAGGUCUGGAGGUACAAAAAGAAAACUUUGGCUUAGAAUGUUGGAAUUAUGUUAGAUAAAGAACCGCAUUUUCCAAAGGACUUUACAACUAAAAGAGAAGCAAACAUGUCCCUGGAUGACUUGGAAAUGAAAAUGGAUGACCUGUUAGAGAAGGAGCAGAUAGACAGUGGAGGGUUUGGGAUGGUGUCCUUGUGUUUUCAUAGAAACCAUGGGCUUGUGAUCCUGAAAAAUGUAUACACUGGACCCAAGCGCACUGAGUAUAAUGCUGCUCUCCUUGAAGAAGGGAAGAUCAUGCACAGGCUGAAGCAUAAUCGGGUAGUGAAGUUCCUCGGCUUUAUUUUACAGGAUGGGAAUUACGCUCUUGUGAUGGAGUAUAUGGAAAAGGGGAAUCUAAUGAAGGUGCUGAAGACAACUAGUAUCCCCUCGUCUGUGAAAGGGAGAAUCAUUCUGGAGGUCAUUGAAGGAAUGUGCUACUUACAUAAAGAAGGUGUAAUUCACAAAGACCUAAAGCCAGAAAACAUCCUUGUGGAUGAUGACUUCCAUGUUAAGAUAGCAGAUCUUGGUGUUGCCUCCUUUAAGACCUGGAGCAAACUGACUAAAGAGGAAAACAACAGGCAGAGGAAAAUAACUACCGCUGCUAAGGUGAACGCUGACCACCUGAGUACAAUGGCUAGGGCAGAUGCUGGCACUCUGUUGUACAUGGCCCCAGAACAUUUGAACGACAUCAACGCAAAGCCCACUGACAAGUCAGACGUGUACAGCUUUGGCAUAGUACUCUGGGCGAUUUUUGCGAACAAGGAACCAUAUGAAAAUGCUAUUUGUGAAAAGCAGAUAAUAACGUGUAUUGGAAAUGGAAACAGACCAAAUGUGGAAGAAAUUGCUGAAAAGUGUCCAAAAGAGAUUAUUAACCUCAUGGUACGCUGCUGGAAUGGGAAUCCAGAUAAUCGACCAACCUUUAGUGAAAUCGACCAAGAAUUCAGACCUUUCUACCUUGAACAAUUGGAAGAAAAGGUAGAAGAAGAUGUGAAGAAGUUAAAAGAAGCAUAUCCUGCCCCAAAUGAAGUAGUGAAAAGGAUGCAGUCUCUCCAGAUUGAUUCAGUACCAGUGCCCCCAAGCAGAACAAAUUCAGAACAGCCCAAUUCACUCCAUAGCUCCCAGGAACUCAGGACUGGUUGUAUCGAUGAGUCCAUGUUCGCUCCCUACCCUGACAAUCAGCCAGUGGAGAAUGAGGCCUCUCCUGAGGCCCUGAGCCUACAAAGCAAGUUACAGGAAGAGGCAAACUACCAUAUCUUUGGCAGCCGAAUGGAUAAGCCGACAAAUAGUCAGUCUAGAUCUGUUGCAGCUAAAAGAGAAGAAGAAAGGAGGCGAAGAGUCUCCCAUGACCCUUUCAUAGGAAGGCCUUCUCAGCCUCAGAAGCAUGGGUUUUAUCAGAAUAAUUUCACUUCUGGGAUGGGCUCUUGUCAUCCCAAUGCAAACAAUCAUAGCAAUCUAUUACAGCAACCAGCAGAGCCAUUUACCCCACUACAAGUACCCCCCUCUACACCACUACAAGUGUUGAAUAACCAUCAAGUUUUUGGAUCGAGGUCAGUAGAUCCAAGAACAAGCAACAUCUAUGGACUAAAUCUAAACACUGGAUCUAUCCCCUUUAAAAUAUCUGUGCCUGAGUCUACCACAGGAGCCAACAUGCCAACUCUCCCAUUCAGUACAACAGGUCAAGCAACAGGAAUGGAACACAUGACAAAGAAUUUCCCUUUUGUUCCUUCAUUUCCUGUACCUACAACAGGCCCAGGAGACUCAAUAAAAUGUAAGUUUGUCAGCAGUACUGGCAUUCAGGUUGGAAACAACAAUUACAUGGUGAUUGACGACAGCAGUCUGCCUGUUGAAAACAUAUUCACAAACAUUCCACAAGAGCCAGAAUCCAAGUAUCUACAUAUAUUUGGUGAUACCACUAGCCUGACUGAUAAACAUCUGGAUCCAGUAAGAGAUAAUCUUGGAAGGAUUUGGAAAAAAUGUGCCCGGAGGUUGGGCUUCACUGAAUCCCAGAUUGAUGAAAUUGACCAUGACUAUGAUCGAGAUGGACUGAAAGAAAAGGUUUACCAGAUGAUCCAGAAGUGGCUGAUGAGGGAAGGCAACAAGGGUGCCACUGUUGGAAAGCUAGCCAGAGCACUCUAUGAGUGCCAGAGAACAGACCUUCUCAAUACUUUGAUAUCUGUAAGCCAAGACUAGUCUGAUGGGGGUAAAUUGAAAGAAAUGUACGUAAAUGCCUUUUUAAACUAUGCAACUCAUGGUGAACUAUGCUGUCUGAACUACGUCUCUUUGAGAUCAGUCCUUUACCUGCCCAGCUGUAUUUAGGGUGGGCAUUGUUAGCCAUUACUGCUGAGUCAGUCAGAGUGACCCCAUCUUUCCACUUUGCCUGUCCUUUGGGGUAGGUGCCAGCUAACCUCCAGUUACAUGUGUCAGAGGCAGGACUUGAAUCCAUGAAUCUAAGGUUGUCCUGUAACCACUACACCACACUGCUUGUCAUGAUGUUUUUUACUAUUGAACGAGGCUAAAGAUUUCUGUAAUAAAUAUAUCAACUUUUCAUGUUGUUAUGCCAAAAAUAGUAAUGAUGAUUGUAAAACAUUUUAUAACUAUCAAGUUUUACAUAUUUUUAAUACCUUUAAAGGUUUUCUUUUUUGAUUAAAUAAGUUUUUCCCAGAUUUCUUCCUGCCUUUUAACCACUAUCAUAAACUUAUACACCUUUAGAAAAAGAAGGAACUUGAGACAUCUAGUCCCAUCUCUUCAUUUUACAGAUAGGAAAAUUAAGGUCUAUUUUCUUAAGAUUUCAGGACUUGUAAGGUGGGAGAAUUAGGAAUUUAGCCCAGGCCUUUUGGUACCUAAUUUAGUUUUCUUUCUACUAUACCAUGCUGCCUUGCUGACAUUCAUGCUUUGCUUUUAAGAGUUCACUUUGAAAUCUCAGAUUAAAAUGAAGAAACCUAAAGACUUGUCCAGUCACCUAAAAGAAGGUGCAACAUCAGUUCUGUGAGUAAAUACAAAGAGGUGAGCAAAAAAAUUUAAACAGGAGUGACAAUUAGCAAGUAUUGGAAAAGUUACCCAAUACAAGUACACAAAACCAUAGAUCUAGAACUGGAAGGAACCUAAGAGGCUACCUGGCUAAACUCCCUUAUUCUACAGAUCAGGAAUCAGGGAAGUUAAGGGACUGCCCAGGGUCACACAGGUAGCCAGUAUAAGAGAUGGAAUUUGAACUCAGGUGCUCUGACUCCAGAGCCUGUGCUCUUUUUCACUCUACCCUAUAGGGACUUAAAUUUUUCAUUGAAUACUCCCCUCAAGGCUCCUGAUUGUGAACAAAAUCGUCAGAGAUGGGGAUGCAACUUAAUAGAAUUUCAAAUCAAGUCAAAAGAAAUAUUCUUAAAAUAUCAGUCUUUAAAACUAGUUAAGUCUGUGUUUGGAUAAGUGAGAUUGUUAUGUGGUAUUGAUUCUGUUGCUGACUUCGAGGGCUCUUGUUAUUUCUUAUGACCACCAGAGACAGAGAGGGAUAGAAGGACUCUUCAAUAAGUGAGGAAGAAGAUGUCAGAAACCCACAUACUCUCCCACCGUUUUGAUUAAUACCAGAUAUCUAAAGUGGGUAGGGAUUAAGUGGCAGCUGAACAAUAUCUAAGCAGUCAUCAAUUGUUGUUUAGUGACCCCAGUUGGGGUUUUCUUGGCAAAGAUUCUGGAAUGAUUUGUCAUUUCCUUCUCCAACUCAUUUUACAGUUGAGGAAACUGAGGCAAACAUGGUUAAGUGACUUGCCCAAGCUCACACAGCUGGUAAGUGUCUGAGAUUCAAACUCAGGAAGAUGAGUUUUCCUGACUCCAGGCUGGGAAUUCUAUCCACUUUGCCACCUAGCUGCCCAGUUCCCCAGUACCUCUAUGCUUUAGAUACUAUUUAGAUACCAGUUUUCCCUCUAGCAUUGGCUAACCAAACUAUUGUGGGAACUAAGUUCAUUUCCUAGACAUUUUAAAUUUUAGACAGGAAUAGGCACCACAAUAUUAUGGCACUUCCUUAGCAGCUGCACCAACUGAAAAAUGUUCAGCACAUACGUUGUUCUGGAAAGGUAAAAGAAAAUCAACAUUACUUGGAUCAGACUGAAGACCUUAAAACCCCAAUCACCUUAACUUAAAAGAGGAUUCGUCUUCCAGAAUCUGCCACUAGAUCUGGAAACCUUAACUGGUAGGGCUCCAAACUGGUUACUACCACCUACCUCUACCACAACCUGCUCUCCCUCAACCAAGAUUUGCCAGUAUGCCCAAGAGCAAAGCGUCCAGUAGCAUCUGACCUCCAGUCUACUCAGGAACUUUCCUGACAGCAAUGUUCCUCCAUUCUCCCUCAUCUCCCUCCCCCAAGGCCAACGAAUUCAAGAUUUCAGGAAAUGAAAAAGUAGUUUAUUUUCAUUAAAGAUUGGGAAACCCUGACCUAAAAAUAAAUAGAGUUGUUGUGCAUAGUUAGAAUUAGUGUCGGUGACUAAAAUAGCAGGAAGGCAAUGUCAUUGCCACACAGGGAUGUGGGUUUCCUUUGGCACAGCUUCCCGGCUAACGUAGCUGUGAGAAUUGCUGAUGAUUUUGCACAAAGGCCCUGCAGACAAAAGUUUGGCCAAAUCAUAAGCAAAUUCCAACAUACACAUACAUAUAUGCUUCAUCCUCUCAAAACAAACUGAAAAAUGGAUUGUUAACUAUAUUUUUUCUUGCUUGCUUUGGAACUGUCACAUUCCCAGGAUCAAAGUUAAAUGUUCAUAAAAGUAAAACACUAUUAAUAAAACAAUAACAAGUCACAAUUAUUAGUGCUUUAAGGUUGCAAAGCACUUGGCAUAUAUUGUAUCAUGAUGCAGUUAAUAUUGUGAAUUAACUGAUACUAGUAUUGAUGUCCCCACAAUAGAGAUGUGUUGUUUCUGAAGGUUCAUUUAUAAAAAGGUAAAAAACAAGAGUGAGCUUGGCACCAUUGGGGCACUCUCCCACUCUAUGAGACCAGAGUGGGUUAAAGAAGAAGGAGAAGACAGUAACCAGAUUAGUAAAUACAGAGUACAGGAAAGUCAAAAUAUUCAACAUGUAUUAGACACUUAACUAUAGGUCAGGACAUAAAUAAAACAGUCCCUGCCCUCAAAAAGCUUACAGUCAAGUAUAAAUUGGGACAGGCAAUCAUUUUUAAUUGGUUUAAUUUUGUGCUGGUAAUGGUCAUACCUAUGUCUUCUACCAAGACCAGGCUAAUUCAGAAAGGCUGACCAUAACCAGUUAAAACUAAAUUGAACUGGUUUUCCCACUGUUAGCUGGUCCUCUGUCAUCCUAAAGCUAGAUUUUGUGCCAUAGACAAAUUGUUCUAUUUUGCUGUUUUUAAAU